AUGACAAAUUUCCAACAAAACGAAAAUUCUAAUUCACGCACGUCGGGGGGCCGGCCACCCGCGCCCCCCCCGCCCCGCCCGCCGCCACCGACACAACACAACUAUAGCCCCGCUAUUCCGACCGGGACGCGAUACAAGGCGUCAAAUGAGACGCGGGAACAAAGCGUGGGCGAGCAGUACGCUAAUUUCCAGAAACAUCCGGCGCCGAGCGACGCCGGCUUCAAAUCCGCGCGUUGGCGCGAGCCGGGGAAUAAUGGCGAAAAAACUGUAUCGCGCUUCCCGCGGCACUGCGCCCCCCACCCCCGCCCCUACCUCCGCGCGAAAAUUUUUCGCUCACCCUUCGGCCGCGGCGUUCGUUUAGCGAGAUUCGAUCCCGCAAUCAGGGGGGGGGGGCGCUCCGAGGGGGGAAUUUUCGGCCUCCCCCCGCCACCCUCUCCCAUGCCAUCG
Messenger RNA from Iphiclides podalirius (scarce swallowtail), 447 nucleotides. The record is from the annotation of a GenBank genome assembly. Lineage: Eukaryota; Metazoa; Arthropoda; Insecta; Lepidoptera; Papilionidae.